CUCCCGUUUCCUGCCUGUAGUUGGGUCCUGUACAGCAGCCCGUGCGACGCUGUCCUGGAGACCCCGCGCUGCCUGCACCUCUAUCGUCUCGGUUGUCAUGGAUGAUGAAGACGGCAGGUGCCUGCUAGAUGUAAUUUGUGACCCAGAAGCUCUCAAUGACUUUCUUCAUGGAUCUGAGACCCAUUUGGACACUGACGACCUUUUGGAUGGUUCGAGUGACCCCUCCAGCUCCUUCUUCUCUGCCACUGGGGGCCAUGUUCCAGAGGUCCAACCCACAGUCCAGCUGUCGGCCAGCGAGCCGGCAGGCCUGCCCAGAGUCAGUGUGGACCUGGAUUUCCUGGAGGAUGAUGACAUCCUUGGAGGAUCCCCAGGUGGCGAAGGCGGGAGCAAUGGCAUUGGGACAAAUCACGAGCCAUGUGACAUCCUGCAGCAGAGCUUGGCUGAAGCCAACAUCACAGAGCAGAGCUUGCAGGAGGCCGAGGCUGAGCUGGACCUGGGCUCCUUUGGGAUUCCAGGACUUCCACAGGUGGUUCAGACACUGCCUGAUGCCAGCCUCUCUGGGGCUGGAGGCACCGCUGUCGGCGUAGGCAUAGGAAUUGGUGUUGGGGGAGCAGCAGCAAUCUUCCCUGGGUCAGGCCCGAGCACCACUGCUACUCCUCCCAAUGCCACGGCUGACAUGCUGGGGUCAGUCCUGGCUCACCAGGGCCUACAGCUUCAACCCCAGGUCAUGAACAAGACCAUUAGUGUUCAGCCGUUUAUGCAGUCUGUAGGCCUGGGAAAUGUGACUCUUCAACCUAUUUCAAGUCUCCAAGCUCUUCCUAAUGGGAGUCAGUCUGGACAUUUGGGAAUUGGACAGAUUCAGGUUGUGGGCCAGCCCACAGUCAUGACUAUCAAUCAGUCUGGGCAGCCAAUCCUGGCUAAAGCUAUGGGUGGUUACCAGCUGCACCAGUCUGGUCCAGAGGUAUCAGGUGCAGCGACUCAGGCUGGGAUUGGAGGCUCAGUUCUUAGCUCUGGAGGUGGACUUUUGAUACAAGGUGGCAAAGCCACUUUGGGAUCUCCAGCUUUAAAUGGACCGGCCGUUUGUGUCAGCAGCACAAACAGCAGCAGUGGUGGCACAAUGACUGCUCCUGCUGGGCUUUUGGGCUUUGGCAGCACACCUUUAAGUGCAGGAAUUGGACCCCAAACACAAACUCAAGGCCAAAUCAUGCAAAACGUGAUCAUUCAGCGCACACCAACACCCAUUCAGCCCAAACCCCCUCAAGGAGGAGCCAUCCAGCCCAAACUCUUCAAGCAGCAGCAGCAGCAGCCACAGCCAGCACCCCACUCUCUACAAAAUGAUGCCAACAAGGCUCUAGGGCUGCAGCAACUCCCAGUUUCUGCUGCCCAGAAUGUAGCUUUCCUGACAGGAAAGCCAGGCUCUAAUGUUGUCCUGAGUACACAAGCCACAUCACAAGGCCCUCAGUUCCAACCAGCCCUAUUCAAGCAGCAAGCAGCACAACCAUCUGGUAAGCCCCUCAGCGUGCACUUGUUAAACCAACCAGGCAGCAUCGUCAUUCCCUCCCAAACUGUUUUGCAAGGUCAGAACCACCAGUUUCUCCUGCCGCAGUUACAGGCAGGCGGGCAGAUCCUGACCCAGCACCCUGGGGGCCACAUCAUAACCAGUCAGGGUCCUGGUGGACAGCUCAUUGCCAACCAGAUCCUAGCUGCGAACCAGAAUAUUAACUUGGGCCAGGUUCUGACCUCUCAGGGUCACCCUGGCGCUGCCCACAUUCUCUCUGGAUCCAUCCAGCUCCAGCCUGGCCAAAUGGGCCCACCCACCCUCUUUCAGAUGCCUGUCUCACUGGCUCAGAGUCAGAGCCAGACCCAGAGCCACCCUGUCUCUGGUCAUGCUCAGACUGUCAUUCAGGGCAUGCCCAUCCAGAAUUCUGUGACCAUGCUGGGUCAAGUGGAGGGGCUGAGUCCUGCAGUCAGCCUUCAGCCGGCCCUCCAGCCCCAGGCUGGUGGAGUCCCCAGCAGCAGCACCACUGGAGCAGCAGGCAUGGCCCAGGGCCAGCCUGGAGAGUGUGUCACCGUGUUGGGUAGCUCCGCAGACCAAGCUGCUCACCCGACUCAGCAACAUGUACCACAGUCCUCCAUCCUUGCCAUGCAGCCGGCUCCCUCUGUGUCCACAGCAAGCUCAGUCCCUUCCUCCUCUCCGUCCAUGUCUGUGUCCACUUCUUCCUCUGUCACAGCAGUGGGACUGCCCCCACCUCAGGCCCAGCACAGCCCAGGAAGGGUGCUGUUUACCAACCAAGGGUCCAGCAUGAUCCUGAGUCAGGAGUCUCUGCAGAUGUUCCUGCAGCAGGAGCAGCACCACCAAACAGAGAAUGACUCGACCCCCUCUGUGGGCGUACCAGCAUCUGUUAUCGUCAGCAGCAACAGCAUCACUGCUCCGGCCCCCUCAGUCCAUGACAGCCAAUUAGCUGACUCUCGGGUGGGUCAGAGCCACAGCCCCUCCCCUGGCCCCUCACACAUGACAGCAGGGGUAAAGCAGGUGCCCUCCAGUGGACAUCAGCAGCCUUUGAAGAUCCAGAGCAUGUCCCCGUCACCGGCAUUGACCACCCACGCCACAGCGCCCUCGCUGGCAGACAGCCCGCAGCCCUCUCAGUCUCCUCUUACUCUGAGCCAGCAGAUUCAGUCGCCACACCAUCAGCAGCAGUCUCGCCCUCCCUCUCAGCCUCAGCCACAGUCUCAAACUCCCUCUCGUUCGUGCACACCCUCGUCUCACCCCUCGCUCUUCAUUGUCCAUAACCAAAUCCCUGGCUCCCCCCAGCCGGCUCCUCAAAGCCAGCCCCAGCAGACGCAAUCCCAGCAGGCUCAUGUUCAAGUUCAGCUUCAGCCUCAGACACGGCCCGCCUCUCAGCCUGCUCCCUUCCAGCAAGAAAUGCCUCCCAUAUCACAUUCCCCCAGUCCUCUUCCAGCUCUGCCCGCACAGCACCAGUUCACCACGCCCGCCGCCAGCGCCCCUGCCUCUGCUGUCGUGAAGACCCAGGUUCCCCUCCAGGGCCUGACAGCGGAGCAGCAGCACCAUCUACAAUUAGUAGGAGCGCAGAUUCAGACGCUGUCCACCAUCACUCAACCCUCGCCUCAACAGAAACAGCUGCUAGAGAAGCUGCACCAGGUCCAGCAGAACAUCCUGUUGCAGAGCAAGCAGCCUGCACAGCCUCAGCCUCUGGCCACCGCUCACUUCAGCUCUCAGCAAGACGUGCCUGUUGACAAAGUGGUGAUAUCAUCAUCAUCAUCUUCGUCGUCGUCAGCCCCCGCCGGUGCCCCUGCUCAGCUUCCCCCGGUGCUGCAGCAGACGUCCGUGCUGGUCAAGACUCCCGUCACAGCAUCAAGUGACUUACAGGUAUUCUCAGGAGCCCAAGGGCCAGGAGGAGCAAUGGUGAAUCAGACCGUCACUCCGGCGAGCCUUACACAACCUACACAGGUUCAGCCAAAACCAGGAGUGAUCAGCUCAGUUGGAGGGGUGGCUUUGGGGAAAGGUGGGAUGCAGAUACAGGUGCUCGGGGCUGGUCUGACCCAAAUGCCUGCUCCUCAGCCCCCUGCUCCAGUACCUACACAGACUGCAACAAUGAAGAUGCCUUUCAGUGCAGAGCCCAGUAAAGAAGCUAGGAUGCUGGAGCAGCUGAGGAAACAGCAGGGCUCAGUGCUUCACCCAAACUAUAGUGCUCCUUUCCAUUCCUUUGAGGACACACUGCAAAGACUACUGCCUUACCAUCUGUACCAGGGCACUGCCAACUCUCCUCAAGACUAUCAGAGAGUGGACGAUGAAUUUGAGAGCGUCUCCUGCCAGCUGCUGAAGAGGACUCAGGCCAUGCUGGACAAAUAUCGCUACCUGCUCUUUGCAGAAUCAAAACAGAGACUGGGCCCCUCGGCAGAGAUGGUGAUGAUCGACCGGAUGUUCAUUCAGGAGGAGAAGAUCGCUCUGAGUCAGGACAGGCUGCUGGCCAAGGAGAGGCCAGAGGAGUAUGUGGCGAAUGCACGCAUGUUGGAGAGUGUUGCUGUUUCCUCACAUCAGCAACCAGCUUCUGCAGAGCCCAGCUCAGCGAGCAGCGGGGCGACGACGCCUCCAGCACCUGGAGCUCCUGCCCCGGCCCCCCUCCCUGCUGUGGCUCCAAACAUCACUCCAGCACCCACCGCUGCCGCCACUCCAAGCCCAACGCCCUCCGCGGCCCCUUUCCCCCCCACCAAGCUGGUGAUAAAGCAGGGCGGAGGUGGAGCGUCGGUGUCCUGGUCCACCAGCUGUCCUCCAGCCUCGGCUCCAGGCGGCAGGCAGGUGGCCGAACCCCCCGGCCAGAGCUCCUCCUUCAGCCGUGCUUCAGCCGCAUCCUCCACGUUCUCCUCCUCCUCGUCCUCCUUCGCCUCCGGAGCCGGCGACGACGACGACGCUCUCCCGCAGCGAACCAGCAAGCCGCCGAUCAAGACCUACGAGGCCCGCCGACGAAUCGGCUUAAAGCUGAAGAUAAAACAGGAUCAGACAGGAUUCAGUAAGGUGGUUCACAACACUGCCUUAGACCCGGUCCACACACCGCAACCUCAGCAGAGCAGCCAGUCUGCACCCCCGCCUCAGACUCAGCCCCAGCCCCAACCUCAAGCUGCUGCCCCGCACCCAAAGGCCCGCCAAGCAGCAACUCCCCCCACCACUGUCAUCAGAACUCAGUCCCCAGCAUGCACUGCUUCCUCCUCUUCAGUGGCCACCAUAGCAACCACUCAGUCCAAUCCUCCGCUGAGAGGCACUGCUCCCCCCGCCACGGUCCCAUCCUCCUCCUCCUCUUCCUCUCACACCUGGUCCUCAUCCACCUUCUCGGUAUCCUCUUCCUCCUCCUCCUCCUCCACUCAGAUGAACGGGACGUUAGAGCACCACGAUGUGGGCGGGGUCAAACGCAACCCCGCCUCCACUGCCACACCCCCUCAGACCACUUGUCGCCUGCCCCUCCGGAAGACCUACAGGGAAAACGUCAGUCCCCGGGUCCGACCUGGCGUCCCGGGAGGAGGAGACGAGAGCCUGUCCUACCCCAGACCCACGCCGUCGCCCCCCCGGCCCGAGGCCACGUCUCCUUCCUCAGAGCGGACAGUGAUAGCCAGUGUGAAGGUGGAGAAAAGAGGCAGGGAGCUUUCUCUGCCCCACACAGAGUCGAGCCAUGAGGGGGGCAGACUGGGGAGUGCGGUGCAGGGGCUGGACCAGGUGGAGGAGGUGUUUAACCGCGGCAUCAAAACGACACAACAGCACCAUCUCCAACACUUCCCAGACAAAGUGGAGGCAAAGAUGAAAGAGGAGGAGCACACAGACCAAGAGACUGAUAUCAGUCAGUACAAAAGGGCGACUGGGAAAAACAGACAGCGGGCAGGUGCAACGUUUAGAAUGGACCAGCAUGCCCCGGGGCCUCCCUCCCCAGAGUCCUCCUGCACAAGAGACUCUAUGCUUCCUGCCAAACGCUGCAAGUCCGACUCCCCCGACAUGGAUAACGCCAGCUUCUCGAGCGGCAGCCCUCCGGACGACUCUCUGAACGAGCACCUGCAGUGUGCCAUCGACAGCAUCCUCAACCUGCAGCAGGGGCCCUCUGCCCGCGGGCACCACCUUAAAGGGGGCGGCGGCAGGCCCCACCAACACCAAAGCCAGCGCCCAGGGGGUCCGGCAGCCUCAUCCCACAGACCAUCAGUCCCCUCCUCCUCCUCCUCCACCUCCUCAUCCUCCUCCCUGGCCCAGCACCCUCAGGUCGGUGGCCGUGGCCACAACGGCAGCCUAGUGCCCCAGACUCAGAGCAGAUAACAGCCCCUCAGCCCCAGGCCGGACUGACACAGGGGACUGACUGAGAGACAUGUGGGGGCGGGGGAGGGGGGCACUGUGAAAACAGUAUCACUGUACUACUCUGCCAAGCUGUGUUGGCUUUGUUUGUCCAUUUGAAUUGUCCAGACAUUUCUUUGUCGUUUACAGGCUGACUCCCAACCUGGAUACAUCAAGUAAAAAACAUGGGGUUGGAGUUCAUACUGUCCCACUGUGUUGUCUCAGUGGACUUGAAGACAGGCUUGGUGUUUUGUAUGAGUUCUCUCAGUCACACUCAAGUAAUAAGAUGAAAUUAUCAUAAGGUUUCUGUCCAACCCCCCCGCUCUCUUUUGAUCUCUUCUUUUCACGUUCAGUAUUCAUACAUUCCUAUCAUGCGGCGGCCCCGAGAGUCAGUCCCUUCACAGCGGAUCAUCUCCUGGUCUGAAUGGUGUCCCGGUGAGCGCCUGGCAGCUCCUCAGAACAGCGCAGAAGUCCCGACACGUCUCUCUCCCUCGGCCAGCUGCAGCGGAGAGGCGGGAAAAAAAUAGUUUUUCAGGCCAGGAAAUCAUCCACGUCUUUUCACCGUCGACAAAGUGCGACCCUGUUACCGCAAACAUGAACGCCGUGCUGCCCCCCCGGAUGCAGGCGCCGGCGGCUAUUGGUUUGUAUUUGAAAAGUCAAAGAGCAUUAAGUUUAAAUUUCAAUUCCCAAAAAAAAAUGAUAUACAGUCUACUUCUGUGUGAGACAGGAGAUAAACACAGGAAGUUUCUCAAACAGUGUAACAGCUCUUUGGUUUUGUAAGGCAGAUUGGGUUAACCUCCACUCGCGUUACAGUUUUUGCACCAGCGUCUCAUGCACAUUACAUUAAUCAUACAUGUAUCAGCUGAGCAGGCUGGGGGAGUCUCCUCUCGUCUUUAAAUCGUGAAGUGGUUUACCUUGUGGCUGCUUUUGGGGAACUGUAGUACUGUACCGGUGAGGUGUAAAUUAACAUGUAGGAACGAAAUUCAGUUCCCUUUCCGUUUCAAAUGUUGGAUGAUUUCCCAGGUCCGUGUCGCCGAGGCCCGCUCCACACCUCCCCGACGCUCGCUCACAAUGCCACAUAUGAACUUUAUGCAUUUCAGUCAGCAGGGGGCAGGCCAGUCUUAAAUUGUUGAGCUUCUUUGUUCUAACUGUUUCAUCAUCCUGGCUCUCUCCUCUCCCUCACUCAAUGUUCUCUCUAUCUUUUUCUUUCUUUCUUUUUUUUUUUUUUUUCUUUUUUUGCCCUGGUGGACAAUUCAAACACAAACACAGCAAGAGCAUCGAAAUGGAAAAAAAGGAACAAUAAUAAUGUACAAAAAAGACCGUAAGAGAAUUUGAAGUAUAGUAUUACAGAUUAAUUUUGUAUUGUAUUUAUUGUGUAUAAUGACACUUUUUAAAAAGAAAUGUACAUUUAGUAAAACUGUAAAUUAAACCUUGCUUCUUUUAUGAACUCG
Molecule: messenger RNA, 7278 nt
Organism: Myripristis murdjan (pinecone soldierfish)
Lineage: Eukaryota; Metazoa; Chordata; Actinopteri; Holocentriformes; Holocentridae
Gene: bicra
Product: BRD4 interacting chromatin remodeling complex associated protein
Exons: 15
Coding region: 98-5812 (1904 amino acids)
Biological process (GO): positive regulation of DNA-templated transcription
Cellular component (GO): SWI/SNF complex
Source: RefSeq, a predicted model, not a curated record